GCGCCGGUGGCUCAUCUCAGCCUUCGAAUUCCUCCUCCGCCGCUACAACCUGAGCGCUGUACAUAUUGUGUCUGACUGAACAAGCCAUCGACUGCUGCUGCGACUGUCACUCACUACUCUGGCCGUGAAGGGGACGCAGCAGUCCGCAGACUUGGAGCAUGUCGCUCAUCAGCGACCCAGACUAUCUCAUACACUCACUGCGUCUGAACUAUCUGCGCAAUGUCGACGACCCCUACGGUCCCCGCCUCGUCUCGCUCGAUCACUCCUACGACACGAACCCCUACAUCUUCGCCGCGGGCCUCACUGACGUCGAGAAAUGGCCAGAGCUCGCCAUGCCCUCCAGCCCUCCCCCGAGCGACGACGAAGGCACCUCCCGGCCCGGCGGCCGCGGGCUCGGCGCGACGGGCUUGAAGUACACCACGACGAUCAUGGGCCCGAGCAGGGUAGGCGCGAUGGGCCUGCGGGUGACUGGGAAGCGUUCGUCGGUCGGGAAGAGUUCGUAUAGGUUCUCGAUACGCUCGGCGACGGAGGUGGGCCCGAGCGUGCCGCCUGGCGAGAAGAACGCGAUGGAGGCGCAGGAGGCGUCCCCGACGAAGGGCGGCGCGGAGGCGUUGGACGGCGCUGUGAAUGGUGGGUCUGUGCCUACCUCGGACGCGACUGCUGGAGCAGAGGACCAGAAGGAGCCUCAUAAGAACUUAUCACCCGAGUUUCAUCCUCGGUUCAAGGGCGCGGCCGAGAUGGAGGCGAGACGGAAGCUGAGGAUGCUCGCGAGGGCGCAGCCACCGCCUGCGGCGAUCCGGCCACCCCCGCCAAACCACUAUCUCAACCCGGAGCUGUCGUCGUCUGAGUCCGAGUCUGAGGAGGAUGUGGACGAGGACAUACCGGAAGAUGAGGAUGAGGACGAGUUUGACAUGGUGCCGGAGGUGGACGAUGCGAUCGACAUGGAUGGCGAUGACUUCGACCCUGACUUUACAGCCAGCCGCGGCCUCAGCGGAGACCUCGACAUGCACACCGACAGCGACGGCGUCUCCAUCAUGUCUGGCACCAACUCCGUCAUGUCCACCUCCGAAGCGUCCUCCAUGGUGGGCUCCUCCUUCCCUCAAGGCAGCAGCACGCGUACGCGUAGCCGACUCAGCCCCGUGCGGGAGGGCCGGCACAGCGAGGAGACCUCCGUGGAGGCGCUGCCCGAGCGGCCGGAGGAGUCCGCGCCCAUCGAGCUCGGCUUCGACAUGGUCAUUCCCGCACCCAAGGCAGACAAGGCGAAGCCGCCAGACCUACUCUCCCCGCCUGCGAAGCGUACGUCGAUCGCGGGCUCGGGCCCCUCGAGCGCGACGAGCGAGAACCCCUUUGCGCGCCGCCCCGUCCCCCCCGUGCGCCCAGGCAAGUCUUCGCUGAGCGCGAUGCUCGCGAAUACGUCGAGCUCUUCGUCGACGAAUCCGUUCACGGAGCUCUACAGCGCAAUCGCCGCGCGCUCGGACUCUGAUACAAUGGUGGUGAAUGUGUACUUCCCGCAUGUGCGCGACCCGGCAGGCAAGCCGCUGAAGGUGAAGGUGCGGAAGGAUGCGACGGUGGAGGAGGUGCUGGGCUUCGCGUUGUGGAGCUAUUGGGAGGAAGGAUGGCAACCCAAGAUCGACGAGGGGCUGCAAGGAGAGGAAGAUCCCAAGUGGGAGAGUAGGUGUUCGGCGGUGGGAUGGAUUCUGAGGAUCGCGGAGGAUGAUGGAGAGGUGGACGAGGACUUCCCUCCACCGGAUCGCACUGGUAGGAUAUCGAAGUUCAACUUCGAUGCGUACGCUGUCCUGGAAGCGACUGCAGCACAAGUGCAACAGAACAAGGUGCUCGAGUCCAAGAUCCAGCGGCGCGCAUCUCGCAUUGUCAUUAAAAAGAAGAAAUCCGUGGGCCUGCUCAACAACAUUGGCGCAGCGAAUGCCCUGGCAUUACCAACAGAGACGCUGCUUGGGACUAGCGCGGGCCUGAGCUCACUUGCUUCCUCACUGGGGAUGUUCUCCAGUUCGCUUGGCCCUUCGACGAGCCACGGCCCGCCGCAAUUCUUGCGUAUCAGAAUCUCGGACACAGCCGACGCCGGGCACGUCUCGACAACCAUCCAAGCGUCUGGGGGGAUGUACAUGGCGGAGGUGCUCGAGGCGGUGUGCCAGAAACGCAAGCUGAGCAACCCGAAGGAUUACGCGCUCGUGCUCGACCAUGGCGCGAUGAAAGUGUACAUCCCGCUCGACCGCACGGUGAAGAGUCUGCAGGGCAAGCGCGACCUCAUCCUCAUGAAGCGGAGCAUGCUCCAGAACUAUGGCGUCGAGAUGAGCACCGGCACGGGGCGGACGACGGAUCCCAAUGCGUCUAUACUCAAACGGCAGUCGGAAGUCAUCGAUACCACGCCGUUCAACUCGAUAUUCGACCCGACCAAUGCGUACAAGAAAUAUACCGUGUACCGCAAGCUCCCUAUGCUAGUCACGCGCAGUGCACGGUUGCUCGCUAUAGAUGGCGGCUAUCUUCACAUUAUACCCAUGUCGAACAAGGCGAAGCACGUCUUCGAGAGCGGCAAGACAUCCUCCUACCACCUCAAGAGCGUCGUUGCAUGUCAACAGUCGAGUAAGAAUAGCUCCACGUUCAAACUGGUCGUCCGGGGCAACGCUGAGAGGAAUAAACGCUACGACUUCGAGGCGGAGAGCGCCAAGCUGGCUGCCGAUAUUGUACAAACAAUACGGUCAUUGAAGGUGGCGAUGGAGAGGCCUGGGACUAUCAAACAGUCGCGCAGAAGUAGGCAUGUUGGAUAGCUGGGCGCUGGAGGUGGACCAUUGUACUAUACCGCAUGUUGGAUACCAAGGCAUUGUACAUCAGCAGCAUUCUCCAGUAUAUACCAGGCAGAUUACGACCAUGAUCCCCUUUUUUGCAUAAUAGCAGCACGGCUAUCUCAAAU
Molecule: messenger RNA, 2929 nt
Organism: Rhodofomes roseus
Lineage: Eukaryota; Fungi; Basidiomycota; Agaricomycetes; Polyporales; Fomitopsidaceae
Product: stress-activated map kinase interacting protein 1-domain-containing protein
Exons: 10
Coding region: 159-2786 (875 amino acids)
Biological process (GO): TORC2 signaling
Cellular component (GO): cytoplasm; TORC2 complex; plasma membrane
Molecular function (GO): phosphatidylinositol-4,5-bisphosphate binding
Source: RefSeq, a predicted model, not a curated record